GCGAAAUGAAAUGGACUAUGAGAGGAAAGACAACACAGGCACAGCUCAUAGCAUUUAGUGCUCACUGAUCAAAAUUCAAAACCCUAGUAAAAAAUUUCAAAAGCCCACCAGGCACCAGUGACUGAACAGCCUGUGCAUCGGUGUACGGUGUCUGUGGGCACCAAAACUCUAUCAAAAAAACACUCUUGUUUUAUGUGCAAUGGCUUUUACCCUGAAAUCAACACCAACUAGCUUCGUCCACCUCAAGAAGCCGGAGACCCAUCUCUUUCUUCGAUUCGCCUCCUGCAAAUCUACUGUUGUUUCAACCAGAAGAUUCGCUCCAAUGGCUGCGCUGACGAUAGCCCCUACACUUGGUGUAUCUGACACGUUCUCCAAUCUGAGAAAACAAGGCAAAGUCGCAUUCAUUCCAUAUAUCACAGCUGGUGACCCUGACCUUUCAACCACAGCAGAAGCCUUGAAGGUGCUGGAUUCCUGUGGAUCUGACAUAAUUGAACUGGGUGUUCCUUACUCUGAUCCGCUGGCAGAUGGUCCAGUUAUUCAGGCAGCAGCUACUCGUUCCUUGGCAAGAGGGACCAAUUUUGAUGCAAUAACAUCAAUGUUGAAGGAGGUGGCUCCACAAUUAACCUGUCCAAUUGCUUUAUUUACAUAUUACAACCCAAUAUUAAAGCGUGGAAUUGAGAAGUUUAUGUUCACUGUAAAAGAUAGCGGUGUAAAAGGACUUGUUGUCCCAGAUGUACCUCUAGAGGAAUCUGAACUUUUGAGGAAGGAAGCCUUCAAGAAUAAUAUUGAACUGGUACUUCUUACAACACCAACUACUCCUGUAGAAAGAAUGAAAGCCAUUGUUGAAGCAUCAGAGGGAUUUGUGUAUCUUGUGAGCUCAGUUGGAGUUACUGGUGCCCGUGCAUCUGUAAGUGAUCGAGUACAAACUCUUCUGCAGGACAUUAAAGAGGCAACAACUAAGCCUGUAGCAGUUGGCUUUGGCAUAUCAAAACCUGAGCAUGUGAAACAGGUAGCAAGAUGGGGUGCUGAUGGUGUCAUUGUUGGUAGUGCUAUGGUAAAAUUGUUGGGUGAAGCAAAAUCUCCAGAGGAAGGGUUGAAGGAACUAGAAAAUUUAGCCAAAUCGUUGAAGUCUGCACUUCCUUGAAUAGAAAUUUAUGUGAUUAAAUCUAAGUUUGUGAUUCUUCUUUUCAACAGUAGCAUAAAUAUUAAUUAAACAAGAAUACUUUUUAUUUUUAGUUAAAACAUGUAUGAUUUUGUUUGAUA
Molecule: messenger RNA, 1263 nt
Organism: Hevea brasiliensis (rubber tree)
Lineage: Eukaryota; Viridiplantae; Streptophyta; Magnoliopsida; Malpighiales; Euphorbiaceae
Product: tryptophan synthase alpha chain
Exons: 9
Coding region: 200-1144 (314 amino acids)
Biological process (GO): L-tryptophan biosynthetic process
Cellular component (GO): cytosol; chloroplast
Molecular function (GO): tryptophan synthase activity
Source: RefSeq, a predicted model, not a curated record